Messenger RNA from Ceraceosorus guamensis, 1179 nucleotides. RefSeq lists its product as hypothetical. Lineage: Eukaryota; Fungi; Basidiomycota; Exobasidiomycetes; Ceraceosorales; Ceraceosoraceae. The transcript has 2 exons. The record is from RefSeq and is a predicted model, not a curated record. The coding region runs from base 1 to 1179 and encodes 392 amino acids.
AUGUCUGGCGCGAGCGUACCCCCCCUCACUCCGGUGCUCAAUGGAGCUACCAAAUUUGCUUGGAUGCCCACCGACAUUGCUCAGAGCUUUGCCGACUUUACAGUCUUUAAUUCGGUUGCCCUCGGCAUGAUCGCUUGGGACGUCGUAUCCAACGCCCUUUUCGAUCUCGGCGUGCUCAUCGAAAUUGGCCAGAGCUUCAAACGCAGACCCACCGUAGCGCUGCUCAAUGGCGGCGUGUACUACCUCUUGUCGCGCAUCUUCACACUCGUAUUCAUCAUCCUCGGCGUCGUCUUUCUCACCGUCGGCAGCGGAGUCGACUGCCAAGCGCUUUGGGAUGCGUUUUCCAUCAUGAACGCGCUCGGUACAAGCUUCACUUCGUUGUUGUUGGCACUGCGCAUCAUUGCGCUCUACGGACUCAAUCUGCGCAUCACCGUGCCGCUACUCGUCGCUUGGGUCAUUGUUCUCGGCGCAGACUUUACCCUACGAUGGAGCGAGAAUGGCUUGCCCUUGCCGGAUGGUGCAGGCAAUCAGCUCGGAUGCGCACUCUCUCCCGUCCCAAAGUCGUACGGCUACACGAAUCUCCUCGCCACGCUCAUCUUCGACGUCAUCUGCUGCGUCCUCAUCUUUGCCAAAUUGCGAUCCUUGUCGAGCAGGACGGCCCAGGCUACCGGCACCUCGUCGUCGACCAAACGUCCUUUGCUGGAUCUCGGCGAAGCGGGCAGCCUGAGCGGCAGAAUCGGUCGUCAGACCAUCAUCACGUACACGAUCACGAGCGUUUCUGCGAUUGCCGCCUUGACGCUUCAAAACGUCUCUUCCCUCAACGGUCUGCAACGCGUCAUGUGGCCUUCGACGCACUUGGUGCUGUCCAAUCUCCUCGCAUCGAUGAUGUUUCGCGAUCUGAGGCAGAACAGGCCGACUUCGAUGUCCACAUGGGGCCGACCGGGUGUGGGUUCUGCAAGUCAUGCGCCGAGCGACCCCGCCACGAGUUUCAAUGCCAGGACGGCGGGACGCAGCUUCGAUGUGCGCAAGCCUGCCGCGGAUGGUUUCAACACUGCAGGUCACGUCAACAUCCCCAUGCAAGCGACGGCGACGGCGGCGCCUCCCUGGAACAUUCACCAGAGUCCAGCAUCUGCAUCGUUUGAUCAGAUGCAUGCUGGAUGGUCCAAGGCGGAUUUGUAG